Molecule: messenger RNA, 1656 nt
Organism: Perca flavescens (yellow perch)
Lineage: Eukaryota; Metazoa; Chordata; Actinopteri; Perciformes; Percidae
Gene: cpne7
Product: copine VII
Exons: 15
Biological process (GO): cellular response to calcium ion
Cellular component (GO): plasma membrane
Molecular function (GO): calcium-dependent phospholipid binding
Source: RefSeq, a predicted model, not a curated record
AGCCUCAGCGGUCCAGCUACCUGCGUCUGCAAAGUAGAGCUGCGUGUGUCUUGCAAAGCCCUGCUGGACCGAGACACGCUGAAUAAGUCAGACCCAUGUGUCAUACUCAUGGUCCAGACCAACGGACAGUGGACAGAGCUGGACAGGACAGAAGUGAUCAAGAGCAACUUGCACCCGGUCUUUGCCAAGGUGUUCUCACUGGACUACUACUUUGAGGAGGUUCAGAAGCUGCGAUUUGAAGUCUAUGACAUCCACGGCACUCACAGCAUCGGGACCCGCGAUGAUGACUUUCUGGGUGGGGUGGAGUGCACUCUUGGCCAGAUUGUGGCCCAAAAGAAGAUGUUGAAGCCUUUGUUGCUGAAGUAUGGGAAAUAUGCCGGCAAAUCCACCAUCACGGUGCACGCUGAGGAAAUUUCUGGCAACAACGGGUAUGUGGAGCUCUCCUUCUGUGCCAAGAAGCUUGAUGAUAAGGAUCUCUUCAGCAAGUCAGACCCAUUUUUGGAAAUAUACCGAAUCAAUGACGAUGAAACUGAACAGCUUGUGCACAGAACUGAGGUGAUUAAAAACAACCUUAAUCCUGUGUGGGAGCCCUUUAAAGUGUCUCUCAUAUCCCUGUGCAGCUGUGAUGAGGAGCGGAAGCUCAAGUGCCUAGUGUGGGAUUAUGACUCCAGGGGGAAACACGACUUCAUUGGCGAGUUCUACGCCACUUUCAGGGAAAUGCAGAAAAUUGCCAGUGGAAAUAAGGUGACGUGGGAUUGUGUGAAUCCCAAGUACAAACAGAAGAAAAGGAACUAUAAAAAUUCAGGAGUUGUUAUCCUCAGUGACCUUAAGCUACACAGAGUGUACUCCUUCUUAGAUUACAUCAUGGGAGGAUGCCAGAUUCACUUUACGGUUGCCAUUGACUUCACAGCCUCCAAUGGAGACCCAAGGAACAGCUGCUCUUUGCACUACAUCAACCCUUACCAGCCCAACGAGUACCUGAAGGCUCUGAUAGCAGUGGGGGAGAUCUGUCAAGACUAUGACAGUGACAAAAGAUUUUCAGCUUUGGGCUUCGGUGCCAGAAUCCCUCCAAAUUAUGAGGUGUCUCAUGAUUUUGCCAUCAAUUUCAACCCAGAGGAUGAUGAAUGUGAAGAGAUCCAAGGUGUGGUUGAGGCAUACCAGAACUGCCUUCCCAAGAUCCAAUUGUAUGGCCCAACCAAUGUUUCUCCCAUCAUUAACAGGAUAGCCAAGCUGACAGCAGGCGACGGCAUCAUUAAAGAUGCUUCUCGAUACCACAUCCUGCUCAUCCUCACAGAUGGUGUAGUGACAGACAUGGCAGACACACGCGAAGCUAUUGUACGAGCGUCCUACCAGCCUCUCUCCAUAAUCAUUGUUGGUGUGGGCAAUGCAGACUUCACAGACAUGCAGAUUUUGGAUGGAGAUGAUGGAGUCCUACGCUCACCGAAAGGCGAGCCAGUCCUCAGGGACAUUGUGCAGUUCGUGCCCUUCAGAGACUUCAAAACGGCUUCACCUGCAGCACUGGCCAAAUGUGUUCUGGCGGAGGUGCCCAAGCAAGUAGUAGAGUACUACAGCCAUAAGGCCAUCUGCCCUAUGAGUCCUAUGAGGGACUUACUGACCCCCAUCCUCAGCCCUGUUGCCACCACCCCAACAGAAUAA